Varroa destructor (honeybee mite) is the source of this 661-nucleotide messenger RNA. RefSeq names its product mitochondrial import receptor subunit TOM20 homolog. Gene Ontology annotation, biological process: intracellular protein transport; protein import into mitochondrial matrix; tRNA import into mitochondrion. NCBI's taxonomy places the organism in Eukaryota, Metazoa, Arthropoda, Arachnida, Mesostigmata, Varroidae. Gene Ontology annotation, molecular function: transmembrane protein transporter activity. The record is from RefSeq and is a predicted model, not a curated record. Gene Ontology annotation, cellular component: mitochondrial outer membrane translocase complex.
UACUCCAUGCGCGCAGCGUGCGGCUUGACUUUGUCGGAAUUAACAAAAUAGUGAACUUAACGUUUCAUUCCCAGGCUCGCUGUCGGCCGUUAGAGCAAUGCUGCCUUCUUCGACAUCGAAUACUGCCUUAGUAGCAGCGGGAAUUGCAGGAACGCUCUUCCUAGGUUAUUGCAUAUACUUCGACCAUAGGAGGCGAAGUGACCCAUUAUACAAACAAAAAAUUCGUGAGCGCCGUCAGAAGGCUAAGAAAGAGAAACGAUUUGUAGUACCCGACACCCGAGAUCAGGACGCGGUGCAGAAGUUUUUCUUGCAGGAAGUACAGACAGGUGAAACUCUCCUGCAUCUAGGUGACACCGAAGGGGGCAUUGAGCAUCUGUCGGCCGCUGUCGCUAUCUGCGAACAGCCCCAGCAACUACUACAAAUUCUGCAGCAUACGUUACCGCCACAGGUAUUUAAUAUGAUGCUUAAUAAGUUGCCGGAAAUUUCGCGACAAUUGCAACGGACCUCGAUUGAGGAGGACGUAGAGUAGAGGCUUUCUGUAUACUGUAGUGGUUAGCGACGUUGCGAGCAGUAUCAACGUUCUGUGUCACGUCUAUGCAUGACAAAGACAAAGUUCAUCCUGCAUCAAACACAAAUCGGCUUCAUUUACUCAAAAAAAAAA